CGCCCCUUACAAGGCUACGGCUCGCAAUCAUCACACACGCACACUCUCUCUCUUGGUUGCACGGGAAUUCCCUGUGUCUAAUUAAACCGGAUCGCGAGGGAAUCUUCCGAGUGAUCGCCGGAGCGGUGCUUUCGGCGGUGGCGUAGCAAAUAAACGGAAAAAUGAGAAUUCUUUGGUCUUCUUCCGCUUCCCACUUGCCAUUCUGACUCUCUUCCUCCUCUCUGUUUUUCUAUUUAUAUUAUAGAUAUGUCCCACCCUCACUAGUGUUGCACCGUUCCAUUUUGUUGAUUGAGCUCGCUCGAAGCUUUUCGAGGAACAGAAGAGAAAAGGAGAGAGUUUAGGUGCAGCGGAGGAUGAUAGAGGGCGUACAGGAUGGGAAAUUGCGGAACAAGGGAGGAAUCUGCAGUGGUUUCAGCGCAUGCUCAAGAUUUCCAUUUGACAGUGCAACAGCUUCAGUUGUCGCAAUUGGCUGGGAAGAACUCUUCAUCUGAGAAAAAGCCUAAUCGCUCCUUCUCGGACAUGAGCGAUCCCUCCACACCAAGGAAUUUUGCGGACUCCAGCAAUAUUGCAAUAUACACAGAUGUGAUAGCAUUCACAUUAUUCGAGCUGGAGACCAUUACAAAGAGCUUCCGUUCAGAUUAUGUGCUUGGUGAAGGUGGAUUUGGAACUGUUUACAAGGGAUAUAUUGAUGAGAAUGUGAGGGUUGGCCUCAAAUCUCUGCCUGUUGCUGUGAAGGUUCUGAACAAGCAAGGUCUUCAAGGACACAGAGAAUGGCUUACAGAGGUUAAAUUUCUAGGACAACUAAGGCAUCCUAAUCUAGUGAAGUUGAUUGGAUAUUGCUGUGAGGAUGAUCACAGACUUCUUGUCUAUGAGUUCAUGUUUCGGGGCAGCCUUGAGAAUCACUUGUUUCGAACUGGCUUUACUUUCUUGAGGCUUUCAGAGACAACUGCUCCAUUACCUUGGGCAGAAAGGAUGAUGAUUGCAUAUGGCGCUGCGAAGGGCCUGGCUUUUCUUCACAAUGCAGAAAAACCUGUUAUUUACCGCGAUUUUAAGACAUCAAACAUAUUAUUGGACUCAGAUUAUACAGCCAAGCUAUGUGAUUUUGGCCUUGCAAAAGCAGGACCUCAGGGUGAUGAAACUCAUGUCUCAACACGGGUUAUGGGCACUUAUGGAUAUGCUGCUCCAGAAUAUGUCAUGACUGGCCAUUUGACUGUAAGGAGUGAUGUCUAUAGCUUUGGGGUUGUCCUCCUCGAGCUCUUAACUGGUCGCAAGUCAAUUGACAAGACCCGGCCUUGCAAGGAACAGAGCCUCGUCGACUGGGUCCGUCCAAAACUCAACGACAAGAGGAAGCUACUCCAGAUAAUCGAUCCACGGUUGGAUGGACAAUAUUCAGUUAGAGCUGCGCAAAAGGCCUGCAGCUUGGCUUACUAUUGCCUGAGCCAGAAUCCAAAGGCAAGGCCUUUAAUGACCGAUGUUGUGGAGACAUUGGAACCUCUGCAGGAGACCGGUGUGCUUAACAGCAUCCCUGACCAACGGAUGCAUCGUCGACUCACAGCUGCUAGUAUGGGCUGUCGACCAAUUCCGACAGCAAAAUGCUCUUCCCCUGGUGCAAUUCCUGCAUGCCAGGUGAGAUGAAGGCUGCUCAUGUACAUACAGUUUGCUUUACUUGUUUGUUGCUUUAUUUAUGUGUGGUUUUAUGAGUUUAGUAGUAUCAGUUGUGGGUUGGAUGUAAAUGAUUUCACCUAGCUAUUUUCUCUGAAGAUUCAUAGAAUCUGAUAGUGCUUAAUCGUAUGGGGAAACCUUGCCAAAGGGCAGGGUUUUCAUUCAAGGAAUCAAUGUCUGGUUAAACAAUUAAGAGGCUAAUAGCUGUUGAAUAAUUGCUUUGUUUA
Phalaenopsis equestris is the source of this 1889-nucleotide messenger RNA. Its product is annotated as probable serine/threonine-protein kinase PBL8. Lineage: Eukaryota; Viridiplantae; Streptophyta; Magnoliopsida; Asparagales; Orchidaceae. The coding region runs from base 373 to 1635 and encodes 420 amino acids. Gene Ontology annotation, biological process: protein phosphorylation. The transcript has 6 exons. Gene Ontology annotation, molecular function: ATP binding; protein kinase activity. The record is from RefSeq and is a predicted model, not a curated record.